AGAGUGGACACCAAGUCCUCUUCCCGAAUGGAGUUGGCGUCUCGGACAUGCCCAGUCCAUAGAGAGAAAAGACCCUGCUAUCAUCCACCCACCCACGCCCCAAGACAUCUCACGCCUUCGCUCACGGUCCCUUUAUCAUUCCUACUUGCCAGCUUGUGCAUCAUUCCGGCCGCAUCUUUCGGGCAUUACGCAUCCUGCUCGAGCGCCUCUUGUCCCCUGCCCUUGUCGUCGUAAUCCAUCUCCUUGCUCACUCUCAAUAAGGCUCAAUACCCUUUCACGCGACCACACGUCUGCACACAAACAACACCACCCGACAUCGCGACAUCUUCACCCUCUGGCCUUGACUUGACUCUACAAGAACCGCCUUUCGCUUCGGAAACGCUGCUACGAUACAUGACCGCAGUCCGCUGCUUAUAACACCUACCCUCACGGCCCCCGUCGCCAUGCGCAUCCUCCACCUCUGGAGCCUGCUGUCAGCAGCGACGCUGGCUGCCGCGGGCAACCACCUGCCGCCUCGCAACUACUCGACCCACGACUACUAUGCCGUACACAUGUCCCCGUCGACAUCGCCCUCGGAGCUUGCGGCGCAUCUCGGGCUGACAUACGAGGGCCCCCUGGCCUCGCUCGACCACCACCACGUCUUCAAGGCCCCGAAACACCAAAACGACAUCGUAGACGAGGCAAGGCAAGAGCUCAAGAGGCGGCGGCGGAAGCGCUUGGUCGGGCCCGGGUACCACCCCCUCGACAGCGUACGCUUCACCCAGAAGCAGAAGAUCAAGCCCCGGCAUUGGAAGCGCAGCACAAUACCCCCGCGGCAGGACCGCGCUGGCCCAGCCGUCACGGAAGCUAUAAAGCAGCAGCGUGAAGUUGCCAGCAAGCUGCAGAUCCACGACCCCAUUUUCGAGGAGCAGUGGCACAUAUUCAACGUCAAGACACCUGGCAACGACAUCAAUGUCACCGAUGUGUGGAUGCAGGGCAUCACGGGCAAAGGCGUCACGGCAUGCGUCGUCGACGACGGCCUAGACUAUGACAGCGCUGACCUAAAGGACAACUUCUUCGCCGCGGGCUCGCACGACUACAACGAUCACGAAGACCUGCCUACCCCGAAACUCUCCGACGACCAGCACGGCACACGAUGCGCUGGAGAAAUCGCUGCAGGAAGGAACGAUGCCUGUGGUGUGGGUCUGGCCUACGAUGCAAAGAUAUCUGGCGUACGCAUUCUAUCAGGCGACAUUACAGACCUCGACGAGGCGCUAGCCAUCAAUUACGAGAUGCAGCAGAACCACAUCUAUUCGUGCUCGUGGGGUCCUCCCGAUGAUGGCAAGACUAUGCAGGCCCCCGGAAUCCUUAUUGAAAAGGCAAUGGUCACGGCUGUCCAACAAGGGCGCGACGGCAAGGGCUCCAUUUACGUCUUCGCAGCUGGCAACGGCGCAGCGAGCGACGACAACUGCAACUUUGACGGAUACACCAACAGCAUCUACAGCAUCACCGUUGGCGCCAUCGAUAAGAACAACGAGCACCCGUAUUACUCCGAGGCGUGUUCGGCCCAGCUAGUGGUAACUUACAGCAGUGGCGGUGGCGACGCUAUCCAUACAACGGACCUGGGCGCGAACAAGUGUACGGGCCAGCAUGGUGGUACAUCUGCCGCAGGGCCCAUUGGUGUGGGAGUGUAUGCGCUGGUAUUGCAGGCCCGUCCUGACCUGACAUGGCGCGACGUUCAGUGGCUCACCGUUUUGACGGCGGUGCCUUUCGACCAGCCCAGCGACUGGAAAAAGACGUCUCUAGACCGCAUGUACAGCCAUCAGUUCGGAUAUGGCAAACUCGAUGCCUGGGCUAUCGUCGAAAAAGCAAAGGACUGGAAGCUCGUCAAGCCUCAAGCCUGGUUCUACUCACCCUGGAUGCACGUCAAGAAGGCGAUUCCAGAAGCCGGCCAAGGCAUAGCCAGCGUGUUCGAGGUCACAGCAGACAUGCUCAAGGACGCCAACUUUGAGCGCGUCGAGCACAUUACCCUGACUAUGAAUGUAGAGCACCAACGCCGUGGAGACCUCGUCGUCGAACUCAUCUCUCCCGCCGGCAUGUCAUCGCAUCUUUCCACUGCUCGCCGUGACGACGACGCCCCCUAUGGCUACAUUGAUUGGACCUUCAUGUCUGUUGCGCACUGGGGCGAAGCCGGCAUCGGCAACUGGACUGUCGUCGUCAAGGAUGUGCAUCCCGGUAACCAGAAGACGGGCGUCUUUACGGAUUGGAAGCUCCGUCUCUGGGGCGAGAGCAUCGACGCAUCCAAAGCCAAGCUUCUUCCCAUUCCUACAGAACAUGACGAUGACGACCAUGAUAAGAUCGACGACCAUCCCGCACAUAUAACUAGUGUGACGAUACCCACUAGUACCGUGCCAACCAUGACUUCUCUCCCCGAUGACCAUCCCGAUCGCCCAGUGAACCAAAAGCCUUCUACUCCGGUUAAUGAGGCGGAACAGACAGCGGUUACGACGGCAACUGUCUCGUCGACAGCGACCGCAUCCGCGACUGCAGCACCAUCGGAGAACUUUUUGCCCAAUCCCUUCCCCUCAUUCGGCGUGUCUAAACACACCCAAAUCUGGAUCUACGGUGCUCUCGCUCUCAUCAUUGCUUUCAUCGCCGGUCUCGGCACCUACUUGUUCAUUGCGAGACGCAAACGACUAAGCAAUAGCCGAGAUGCAUAUGAAUUCGAAGUGUUGGAUGGUGACGAGGACAGAGAAGACACUGGCAUGUUGGGGGCGGCGGCAGGUGGCAGGAAAAAGAGGGCAAAGCGCGGUGGAGAGCUCUAUGAUGCGUUUGCUGGAGAGUCGGAUGAGGAUCUGUUGAGUGAUGAGGAAGGAGAUGAGGGCCCGUAUCGGGAUAGAGAGCAGCAGUAUAACGAAAAGUACCAGGAAGAGGGAUCCGAUGCGGAGAACAGCAGCGGAAGCUCUGCUGGCAAGAGACAGUAGGACACUCUGCAGCUGUAGGGUUUGUUCCUUUGUACAUGAAUCAUUGGGCGGCGUAUUUUUUUUUUUUUUUUUGCGGCAU
Messenger RNA from Cucurbitaria berberidis CBS 394.84, 3042 nucleotides. RefSeq lists its product as uncharacterized. The transcript has a single exon. Gene Ontology annotation, cellular component: Golgi membrane; trans-Golgi network. Bases 444 to 2963 code for a protein of 839 amino acids. Gene Ontology annotation, biological process: protein processing. The record is from RefSeq and is a predicted model, not a curated record. Gene Ontology annotation, molecular function: serine-type endopeptidase activity. Lineage: Eukaryota; Fungi; Ascomycota; Dothideomycetes; Pleosporales; Cucurbitariaceae.